CUUGACGCGAAGAGCAGACCGCCAGAAAUACAUAAACGGUGAAAGAUCGACAUGCUGAAUAUAGCAUCCCGACCGCUGUCUCGCCGCGGCGCCCAAGCCUUAGCAUCAGCACAGGCCCCAAGCCGUGCCCCAGCCAUUUGUAGGCGCUGCCUGCUGCACACCUCUUGCAGCUUCCCCUCAUGGGGGCAGCGAACCGACGACGUCGUCGCCGUACCGCCCAGAAGCAUAGCAGAUGCAAGCCGCUCAAGAAAUGGAAAUAGGGAUGUGUGGCUCCAAAGGCAGCAACAGAAGCGUUACUUCACUUUGCCGGACUUAUCCAAACUGGCGAGCACAUUGAAUCCCGUUGGAUCAGGUCGCGAUGGCACGCCACGGAAUGUACAAACGUUCAAGCAAAGUCGGGAUAUGCCCUACACCCCACAAGAGCUCUACGCAAUCGUCGCCAACGUCGACUCGUACCAUCUAUUUUUACCAUAUUGCACGCACUCGCAAGUCGUUGGGCCAGAUCCGAGUGUAGUAGUUGAAAAUGACCAUCAAGUCGUGCUGGCAGACCUCGGUAUUGGCUUUGGCAGCUUUCAGGAAAAAUAUCGCAGCAGGGUGGAGUUGCACCAGGACAGGACUGUGAUGGCAUCGGCGCUUCCAGACUCAAACCUAAUCUUUACGCAGCUCUCUACGACCUGGUCCUUUUCCCCUGCGCCCGCCGCCACGUCGGGGCGCGACCAAACACGCAUCCACUUCCAGCUAGACUAUGCCUUCAGCAACCCCAUGUACGCGCUCGUCGCAGGGCAAGUAUUCGAAAAAACCAGCCAAAUGGUUAUGCACGCUUUCGAAAAACGUGCAGCGGAGGUGUAUGGCCUCCGAGUGCGCCAAUCGGCUCCGCACUAGACUUGCCGCUGGCAUGGAUACCGCGGACCUCACAGGUUACAAGCUUGACGCGCUGAUCAGCAGAGACAAUCUUGUCUUAGUGUAGCCUACAUUCUGUUCUAUAGCAUCAUUGUGCGCUUCUUUGAAGCAUCACAUAGAGUGAUAAAUAGACAAGUAAUUCCGAGUUAAUGUAGCUUGCAAGCUUGAGUAGCGAGGACACUACAGUGCUCAGCAGUGCAACUACGAAAGGGCGGUGUAGUGAAUCCACUAUGCGAAACAUUCAGUGUGACGCAGGCGAGCGAGCGCACCGGUACGCAUCUCACGAC
This is a messenger RNA of Tilletiaria anomala UBC 951, 1187 nucleotides long. RefSeq lists its product as uncharacterized. NCBI's taxonomy places the organism in Eukaryota, Fungi, Basidiomycota, Exobasidiomycetes, Georgefischeriales, Tilletiariaceae. Gene Ontology annotation, cellular component: mitochondrion. The transcript is spliced from 3 exons. The record is from RefSeq and is a predicted model, not a curated record. Gene Ontology annotation, molecular function: ubiquinone binding. Bases 52 to 882 code for a protein of 276 amino acids. Gene Ontology annotation, biological process: ubiquinone biosynthetic process; cellular respiration.